Molecule: messenger RNA, 1065 nt
Organism: Phytomonas sp. EM1
Lineage: Eukaryota; Euglenozoa; Kinetoplastea; Trypanosomatida; Trypanosomatidae
Source: the annotation of a GenBank genome assembly
AUGGAGACAGGAGAUAUGAAUCUUGAUCUUAUGAGCUUCGCGCCCCUCACGUUGACGCAGUUUCUUAUUCGCAGUCAACCACCGAAGAGCCGUGGUGCUUUUACACUUUUGAUGAUGGCCCUCCAAACGGCCGUCAAAGUGACCGAAAAAAAUAUUCGAAGGGCGGGUAUGAAAAACAUGUUUGGCGUUAUUGAGGGGGUACCACAGAACGCAACAGGUGAUCAACAGGCAAAGCUGGAUGUGAUCUCAAACAAUGCCUUCAAGGCAUAUCUCGGUUCGUCAACCUGUGUCACCAUCCUUGGGAGUGAGGAGGAGGAAGAUAUUAUUCUCAUUGAUAAGGAUAAGUGCGGCGACUACAUCAUCUUCUUCGAUCCUCUGGAUGGCAGCAGCAACAUUGAUGCCAAUGUUACCAUAGGCUCGAUUUGGUGUAUCUGGCGUCUACCACCGGGUGAGGAGAUCAAUUCGAAGGAGAAAGCCAAGGAUUUACUUCAAAAAUUGAAUGGCAAUGAUAUCGUUUCAGCUGGGUAUGUCAUGUAUGGAAGUGCCACAAGUCUCAUUAUCAGUAUCGGCCAGGGUGUCGAUGGCUUCACAUUAGAUCCAAGAAUCGGCGAGUUCGUUCUCACCCAUCCGCAUAUCAGAAUUCCAAAGAGCCGCAGGAUCUUUAGCGCGAAUGAGGGUUAUUUCAGAAAGUGGGACCCGUGGUUCAAAAAAUAUGUCAUGCACAUCAAGGAUAAAGAAAAAAAGGCAUACUCCUACAGGUAUAUCGGCUCCAUGGUGGCCGAUAUACACCGCACCCUGCUCUACGGAGGCAUCUUUUGUUAUCCUAGGACAACUGAUAAGCCAUCGGGUAAGCUGCGCUUUUUGUAUGAGGCCGCACCCAUGGCUUACAUCGUGGAACAGGCUGGCGGGAAGGCUUUGGAUGGUCAGGGCCGCAUCCUAGACCAGAAGGUGAAGUCUAUGCACCAACGCACCCCGGUAUUUUUAGGCAGCCCCCAAGAGGUAGAUUUCUGCAUGUCUUUCUGUGAUAAGUAUGGAGGUACUCCGAUGCAACAAAGCAAGUUGUGA